CGGCAGGGGGCGUGCAUCCGCCGUACCUCGGCCAGCUCGGCACCUUUGGGGGCCUGUGCGGCCCGGUGUGACUGGAAGGAAAAUGGAGCAAGAAGCCUAGCCUGAGGGGUAGCUCUUACGCCUCCGACCGAGGUCCUGCCGCUUUUGCCGCUAGGAGCCUCCUUCUCCUUCGGACCUAGUGAGUUCGAGCGCCCCGGCGGCCUGGGCCCGGCGAGUGGAAUGGUCGCCGAGGCCCAAGGCGUCGGGCUUCCGCGCGCCCCGUGACGGGAACUAGGAAGCCUCGAGCUGGGGCUAUUUAAACCAUGCUUUUUCCCAGCUGUAUUCACUGGCUGUUUGAGAGAGAGAACCUGUGGUCACCGACCUGUAGCAUUUUCUGCUGAUGUAGGCAAAUGUGCAAUACCAACAUGUCUGUGUCUACUGAUGGUGCUGUAAGCACCUCACAGAUUCCAGCUUCGGAACAAGAGACCCUGGUUAGACCAAAGCCAUUGCUUUUGAAGUUGUUGAAGUCUGUUGGUGCACAGAAGGACACCUAUACUAUGAAAGAGGUUAUAUUUUAUCUUGGCCAGUAUAUUAUGACUAAACGAUUAUAUGAUGAGAAACAACAGCAUAUUGUGUAUUGUUCAAAUGAUCUUCUAGGGGAUUUGUUUGGAGUGCCAAGCUUCUCUGUGAAAGAGCACAGGAAAAUAUAUACAAUGAUUUAUAGAAACUUGGUGAUAGUCAAUCAGCAGGAACCAUCAGAUUCAGGCACAUCUGUGAGUGAAAACAGGUGUCACCUUGAAGGUGGGAGUGUUCAAAAGGACCUUGUGCAAGAGCUACAGGAAGAGAAACCUUCAUCUUCAGAUUUGGUUUCUAGACCAUCUACCUCAUCUAGAAGGAGAGCAGUUAGUGAGACAGAAGAAAAUUCAGAUGAAUUACCUGGUGAACGACAAAGAAAGCGCCACAAAUCUGAUAAUAUUUCCCUUUCCUUUGAUGAAAGCCUUGCUCUGUGUGUAAUAAGGGAGAUAUGUUGUGAAAGAAGCAGUAGCAGUGAAUCGACAGGGACUCCAUCAAAUCCGGAUCUUGAUGCUGGUGUAAGUGAACAUUCAGGUGAUUGGUUGGAUCAGGAUUCAGUUUCAGAUCAAUUCAGUGUAGAAUUUGAAGUUGAGUCUCUGGAUUCAGAAGAUUAUAGCCUUAGUGAAGAAGGACAAGAACUCUCAGAUGAAGAUGAUGAGGUAUAUCGAGUUACUGUGUAUCAGGCAGGGGAGAGUGAUACAGAUUCAUUUGAAGAAGAUCCUGAAAUUUCCUUAGCUGACUAUUGGAAGUGUACUUCAUGCAGUGAAAUGAAUCCUCCCCUUCCACCUCAUUGCAACAGAUGUUGGGCCCUUCGUGAAAAUUGGCUUCCUGAAGAUAAAGGGAAAGAUAAAGGGAAAAUGUCUGAGAAAGCCAAACUAGAAAACUCAGCACAAGUAGAAGAGGGCUUUGAUGUCCCUGACUGUAAGAAAUCUACAGUGAAUGAUUCCAAAGAAUCAUGUGUUGAGGAAAAUGAUGAUAAGAUCACACAAGCCUCCCUAUCCCAAGAAAGUGAGGACUAUUCUCAGCCAUCAACUUCUAAUAGUAUCAUUUAUAGUAGCCAAGAAGAUGUCAAAGAGUUGGAGAGGGAAGAAACACAAGACAAAGAAGAAAGUGUGGAAUCUAGUUUUCCUCUUAAUGCCAUUGAACCUUGUGUGAUUUGCCAAGGUCGACCUAAAAAUGGUUGCAUAGUCCAUGGCAAAACAGGACAUCUUAUGGCAUGCUUUACAUGUGCAAAGAAGCUAAAGAAAAGGAAUAAGCCCUGCCCCGUAUGCAGACAACCAAUUCAAAUGAUUGUGCUAACUUAUUUCCCCUAGUUGAACUACCUAUAAAAGUAGAAUUAUAUAUUUCUAACUAUAUAAGCCCCAAAAUUUAGACAUGAAAUUUAUUUUUAUUUUUUUAGCUGUAUCAAAGCAAGAAAGUAUCUUACUACAUGUAGAUUUCUCCCAAUAGUGAAUAGUUACUUCCUUUUAGGAAAAUGCCCCUUCUGUUGAUAUUUUAUAUUUGGGUUUUAAUGUAAUUUGGAUUGGAUAUAGAGUUCAUCCUUUACCCCUCUACCCCCUUUUUUUUUUUGGGCUGCACCGCUCUGCAUGUGGAUCUUAGUUCCCCAACCAGGGAUCAAACCCGCGCCCCCUGCAGUGGUAGUGCAGAGUCUUAACCACUGUACCAUCAGGGAAAUUCCUACUGCUCGUUAUUUAAAAUAAUUUCCACUUUCUCUUAAAUGAGAAGUAUCUGACCUUUUAAAAAAUAUAUAAGUAGGACAUUUAAAUGUAACUUAUUCAGUACCUUUCAUGUAAGGAGGAAAAGUUCGUGUGAAAGAUUUAAUAUUUAAAUUUUACAUACUCUUAAACUUUCCAAUCCUUAGUUUCUCUAGUCUUCAGAGCCUCUUAAAAUAAGUCCCCUGCAUACAAACCUUCAAAUUGCCAACUUUC
Aethalodelphis obliquidens (Pacific white-sided dolphin) is the source of this 2480-nucleotide messenger RNA. RefSeq names its product MDM2 proto-oncogene (gene MDM2). The transcript has 12 exons. Lineage: Eukaryota; Metazoa; Chordata; Mammalia; Artiodactyla; Delphinidae. Bases 390 to 1865 code for a protein of 491 amino acids. The record is from RefSeq and is a predicted model, not a curated record. Gene Ontology annotation, molecular function: ubiquitin protein ligase activity; identical protein binding; p53 binding. Gene Ontology annotation, cellular component: nucleus. Gene Ontology annotation, biological process: regulation of cell cycle; cell cycle; protein ubiquitination.